Molecule: messenger RNA, 546 nt
Organism: Hydractinia symbiolongicarpus
Lineage: Eukaryota; Metazoa; Cnidaria; Hydrozoa; Anthoathecata; Hydractiniidae
Exons: 2
Coding region: 69-449 (126 amino acids)
Source: RefSeq, a predicted model, not a curated record
CCCUUUAGAUUCAGUGCGAUCUGCUGUUUCAAACGAUCGACAUUUACGCUUUUCGCAAUCAUCAAAACAUGAUGAGAUAUCUUGCAUUUUUGCUUUUAGUCAGCCUUGCAAUGGUGCAUGCAAACUUCUUCCGUAAUGAUUACAGAAGAGAAGGUCGGCUUGCAGCUCUACGAUCUUACCAAGAUUAUGACAUGGAGAAGAGGGGUGCCAAUAAUUGCAUGUACACAGAAGGAAAAUGCAGUGGAUGGUAUUCAUACGGUUGCAGAACGGGAGCUUGUUGGCGUCAAUGUUGGUCGGGAGCACGCACGUGGUGUUACCAAAAAAACGGGAAAGGCGUAAAAAAGGAAUGCAGCACUGAUGACCACUGUAAGAUAUCAGACACUCAAGGAGCACAAGAUACAUGUGUUCUUUUCUGGAACAUUCCAGUUUGUAACGAAGGAGCGCCAUGAUCAAAUGAAUAGAUGGAAAUUGAAGCAUUCAACGCACAGACACUUUUUUUAAUACUUUCACGCCCGCUUGUAUUGAAGAUAAAAUAACACUCUGAAA